Molecule: messenger RNA, 495 nt
Organism: Arabis nemorensis
Lineage: Eukaryota; Viridiplantae; Streptophyta; Magnoliopsida; Brassicales; Brassicaceae
Source: the annotation of a GenBank genome assembly
AUGGUCUAUCACCUCCGCUUGUUAUUUGUUCACUCGCUGUUAACGUUGCCUUUGUUACGAGUUCUAUACAGAGAUUUACUCUCGGUUCGAGAGCGAAGAUCUACCGCCCUCUUCUCCAUUAACCACCUCACCUCUCUUGAAUCCUCCGUCGUCGCCCACCAGGGCCGCAUCCAUAACCCCGUCGGCUCAGACUCCGCCACCGACUAUCCUCUCUUCUCGGGUACUCGAAGCCGAAGAUUUGAUUACGGGAGCAGAAAUCUCAGGCAUUCAAGACCCAUCUCCGGGUUUCACUCCGACAGCGACCCGAGACUUGAACGGCACCAGAUCUCGUGGCGUGUCGGUUGGCUCUCGAAGGCUGGGUUUCGAUUGUUGUUCUCUCCGAUUGCGUUCCGAAGACGCGUCCACCCACCGCCGGUCACCGGUUAUGGCCGGAGAUACUGUCAUCGGCAAGUUGAAGGUCUCGCCCCGGUCGAUCCAAGACAAGCCACGAUCUAG